AUGAACCAUCCUGAAGAGAUCAACGAAACCCGCAACACUCAACUACCUCCACGCCGUCGUGGCCUUGGCCGUGCCGCCGCACGCUACCGGCUAUCGGCGCUCAUCUGCGUGCUCGGCUCAGUGAUGAGUGGCGCCAUCGCGCUCGUGGCGGAGCACCGCGACAUGAGCAUCUGGGUCAUCGGUUUCGACAUCUGCCUCUUCACCGCCGUCUACUCGGGGAUAGUGUGCUCUGGCGUGGCGUACUACGUGCAGGGGCUCGUGACGAGGGCGCAAGGGCCGGUGUUCGUCUCGGCGUUCCAGCCGCUUUGCAUGAUCAUCACCUCCGUCUUGGACUCCACAAUUCUCAGAGAAGAUAUCACUCUUGGAAGUGUGAUCGGCGCGGUGAUCAUAGCGGUGGGGCUCUACGCGCUCAUCUGGGGCUAGGGUGGCGACCACGCAGACAACGGCAAGCCGCUGGUCACUGCCACACCGUUGCACCAAGCCGCCGUGGCCUCAGCCGCAUCGCCACGCGUUGCCGGCCGCCGGCGCUUGCGCUGCUGCGUCCGGCUGUCGCCCCGCACC
Oryza sativa Japonica Group (Japanese rice) is the source of this 561-nucleotide messenger RNA. Its product is annotated as WAT1-related protein At1g21890. Lineage: Eukaryota; Viridiplantae; Streptophyta; Magnoliopsida; Poales; Poaceae. Gene Ontology annotation, molecular function: transmembrane transporter activity. The record is from RefSeq and is a predicted model, not a curated record. Gene Ontology annotation, cellular component: plasma membrane.